Messenger RNA from Silurus meridionalis, 6602 nucleotides. It is a transcript of the gene ssh1b, whose product is annotated as slingshot protein phosphatase 1b. Gene Ontology annotation, biological process: actin cytoskeleton organization; protein dephosphorylation; negative regulation of actin filament polymerization. Gene Ontology annotation, cellular component: cytoplasm. The record is from RefSeq and is a predicted model, not a curated record. The coding region runs from base 669 to 2708 and encodes 679 amino acids. Gene Ontology annotation, molecular function: protein tyrosine/serine/threonine phosphatase activity; actin binding. The transcript has 15 exons. Lineage: Eukaryota; Metazoa; Chordata; Actinopteri; Siluriformes; Siluridae.
UAAUAUUUUGCAUAACAAUCAAGAAUACCAGGUGUAAGGAAUUUGUGAAGUAAUCCUGUUAGCGUUACUCAGGAACAAGGCGAGACAAAUAAUAGACAAAUAGUAAAAAAAAAAUAAGGAUUGUCACCAGGUGACCAUAUACGAGUUCAUCACGAAUAUUCCAACUUUCUUCUCGGAAUUUUGCGACAUUUCCCAUCGUUAUAUUAUGGGUAUUUGUCAAAAUAUUAUUAUUUUCUCAAAUUUUUGGAAAUAUGACGACUUUGUUUGCGACUUGACUGUCUUUAAAUAGCGGCCCUGACACGCCGCUGCGUGUUCGGCAAGCUUGUUCUUCAGCUCGACCUGACGGCACGUGGAAAACGGCGUCGGAUUGGCCGCAGUGGCUGCACGCGCCCCGCUGUUGUUAGGGAGAAGCUGAAAUCAGGGUGAUGCGGUUGGUCCAGGUUGCGGAGCCUAAAAACCUGAUGCAUAAACUGCACCAACCACCGAGCUUUGUCGAGUGUGAUUACCAUUAGAUUAAAGGCGGCGAUACUUUCUCGGUUGUCUUCGAUGUGUCUGCAGGACUACACUACUGUACCCAGGGUAGAUGCUGACGCGACAUAAAAUUCUCAAUGUUCUGAUGCGCUCCUAAAAAGCUGCUUUCCACCCAGGACAUCGUAUCAGCUCCGGCCAUGGCGCUGUUAACCCUGCAGCGCUCUCCGCCGCUCGCCGCACACAAGGAUUUGGUGAGUGAUGAUCAGAAAGCAGAUUCUAGCUUAUGUGAAAGCUUUUAUAUGGUAAAGGGGGCAGCCCUCUUUUUACAGCAGGGUGGCAGUGCCAGUUGUCCAAAAACACAGUUGCAUCAAGAAAAUUCAGAUGAUUUACCACAACAUCUGCAGGCAAUGCUUAACACCCUCCGCUUUGAAGACAGGGUGAAACUGGCUGUAAGAUUGGAGAGCAGCGGGUCAGAUCAUGUACGCUACAUGGUGGCUAUUGGCAGUCUUCAGGAAAACGAGGGGAACAUACUGGUUGGUAUGGACUUUACAACUAAAGACAGUGAAGGUUCCAUUGGGAUGGUUCUGCCUUUGUGGAGUGACACUAAAAUUCACCUUGAGGGGGAUGGAUGCUUUAGCGUCAGAACUGCUGGAAAGACACACAUUUUUAAGCCUGUAUCCAUACAAGUCAUGUGGUCAGCUUUGCAAGUGCUGCAUAAAGUAUGUGAAGUGUCCCAUCAGUAUAACUAUGUCCCUGGCAGCACUUCUUUCUCCUGGAUAAACUCUUAUGAGAGUCGUAUUUCCUCAAACCAAAGUUUCAUCAAUGAGUGGAACACCAUAAGCAACCUGGAAACUCCCAGGCCCAAAUCUCCUGUCAUGUUCUCGGACCAGCCAACCAAGAGGGAAAGAACAGAGAGCUUAAUUAGAACCAAACUUCUAAGCAUAAUGACAUUACAGGACUUAGAGAAUGUGACUUCAAAGGAGAUUCUAAAUGAGUUGGAGCAACACGUGAGCUGGAACCAGCAAGAGUACAAGGAGUUUAUUGACAAUGAGAUGUUGCUCAUCCUCAGCCAAAUCUACAAAUCCACACUGAUUUUUGACUACCUUUACCUGGGCUCAGAAUGGGAUGCCUCCAACCUUGAGGAACUCAGAAACUGCGGGAUUGGAUAUAUCCUUAACAUGACACAGGAAACUGACAACUUUUUUCCAGAACUUUUUUGCUAUUACAACGUCCAUGAGUUUGAUGAAGAGUCAGACGAUCUGCUGGCUCACUGGAAUAAAACUUAUGACUUUAUAAAGAGAGCACGAGAGAGCAACUCUAAAUGUCUGGUGCAUUGCAAGAUGGGAAUGAGUCAUUCAGUGUCCACAGUCAUUGCCUAUGCUAUGAAAGAAAAUGGCUGGCCACUGGAGAAGGCAUGUGAUUUUGUAAAAAAGAAGAGGAUCAUAGCUCAGCCCAAUGCAGCAUUCAUGAAGAAGCUGGCCAACUAUGAGGGCAUUUUAGAAACAAGCCAGCAGACGUGUAACAUCUGGCAGCCAUGUGGAGACCACAAAUCACCUGAAGACUUCUCAGUAGUGAGAGCUAGUGGUGUACAGACUCCCAAAGUCUUAGCGUUGAUGCCUAAACCAGAACAAUGGGAUCCUGAUCCCAGUGUCUCACCCUGCUGCUGGGAUGAACCCUCGCACCACCCCAACUACAACUACUACUUUCGCCGUCUCUCAGAUGCUGCACUGGACAGUGAGCCGUCCACACCAGUCCGCUGCCUACCACUGCUGCCCACUGAGCAUGUCUUUAUUGAGAUUGAAGAUGUGGAACGUGAUGCUCUUCUUGAAGAUAGCAAUCUUCAAGCUGCCCAGUUGGUGCCGCUCACACAGGGAAUGGCUGCGCAAACAUUGGAGGAUAUGCGCAUGCGCUUGGAAUUUAGCACUGUGGAGGAAGAGGAUGAGGAAGAAGCACAGAAAGAGGAGGCUGAGAUGGCAGCUUUGGCAAAUAAGAACUGCUUUGGCAAUGAGAAUGCCAACAACAGCAACCGCCUUGCUGCAAAACGCAGCUGCCCUUCUAGCUUUGAUGACAGUUCUAGCAGCGAAAAGUCUCACAAAGUGAAGCCCACUUAUCAGUCUAGCAUGUGUCUGCUAAACAGGUACCAUGUUCAUCGCCAUAACCUGCCAAACCAUGCUUGCAUAUCCAUCCAGAACCCUCCAGCCUGUCAGUACCAAUCAUGUGGUGCUGCCAGUGUUUGAGCACCCCAAUAAACUGUGAAGACUCCCAGAAACCUAUGUGCACUCUAGGGCUGAAUGUCAAGGAGAAGCUCCAGGAGAAAAGGAAAGCCAAAAUUUAUCACCAUUUACUGGUACCAUUGCAGAGCUGAGACUUUUGAAUUUAAGCUUGCAGAGAGAAAGAUAUUUUCCAUAUUUGCUCCAGCUCCAGCAGUGAAUUGCCAGACAGAAUAAGAGUCUAGCAUGCCUGCCUAAGCAGUACCUGGUUUUAAAUGCUCUAACACUGUAUAAAAACUAGGCUAAUCAUCUGGCCACUAGCCAUCAACUGACAGACAAGAAUAAUGUAUGCCUUCUGGUGUGAUCAGAAGAAUUAUUCUACUUUUCACUGCACAUUUUAGCUAUCAUAUUUUUAAUCUCUUCCAAGGUAUACAUUUGUUCAAACCUUCCAAAAUGUUUUUGUGCUACAUCCUGUAUGUGGUUGCUUAGCAAGAUUACCAGCUGUGACAUGAACUUGAUUUUACAAGGCAGUUUAUGAAUGCAAUUAGUGUGCAGUAGGACCAUUAUUUUUCAUAAAAUAUCCAGUUUAUUUUGUAUCUAUCAAACAUCUGCAAGUGUGUAUAUGCUAUGACAGCUGUUUUAAUGCUUUAUAUUUUAUACCGUAGUUGAUUGCUGCUACUAAAAUACAUUAAAUUAAGAUUUAAAAAGAGUCUGAAUUCUCAAUGUAUUUGACUUAAUAAGGAUAAGUAUACAGGAGCAUCUUCUGGAAUCACAAAUAUUAAUUUUUUUUGUGGCAGUUUUGUUAUUCAGUUGUCAGAUGUCAUUUAUGAGUUUCCAGUUUAAAGCAAUGACUGCAGUAAUGCAAGAGAGACUAUAUAUGAAAUGUAUGAAAGAUUGCAAAAAUUGUUCAAAUCUGAUUAUAAACAAACACUGAAGCACACAACACUUGUGGUGUUUCCAGUGUCUGCUAUCUCACUAUAUAAGGACAUGAACAUUCGUACAUUAUCACCAGAGCUGUUUUUAGAGUCAAUUUACCAGCUUUUCACCAUUUUAUUUGGUAAAAAAUAGUCAGCUAGACACAGAAACUUAAAGAUCUUACAACCCAUAAAAAAGUUUAGUUUAAAAUAUGAUGUAUACAAAUUAUACAGAAUGUACUUCCCAAAGUAGAUAAUAACUAAUAUUAUCAAAACUAAUAUACCUAUUGUGUAAAUAGUUGUAAUAAUUGUUUAAGUAAUUAUAUUUUAUCAUAAAAUAAAUUGAUCAUAUUAUAAUUACAAUUUUCUUACUAUUAACAGUCAACCCUGGUUGAGAAGAUGUUUGCUAAAAAAAAAUAAGGAAUUGCAUUUGAUUACAUUUUAAAAGAUUAUAUUAUAUGAUUUCAUUUAUUUGACAAUUUAAUACAUUUGCAUAAAAUAAUAUUUUCAGAAAUGAUAUGGUUGUGACACAGCAUAUCAAUCUGAAUCACUUAAAAAAAAACUUCUUGCAAUAAAAUGCUGGUGCUGCUAACUGGUGAACAUGGAGAAAUAUUUCAAGUUUUUAUUUUUAAAUAUUUUACAAUACAAAUGUUUAAUUGUGUGUGUGUGUAAGUUAUUUUAUUUUGUUGAAGGCAACAUGCAGACAAUAAUGUAUGUAGACAAGAAUGAAAUAUGCACAUAUUUGACUUAUAGGAAGUCUUAUAGGAAAUGUUUGCCACUGAGAAGCAUACAAAUAUGCCACAGCUCUUUAUAGCUUGGUCUCAUGGUGGGCACUAAAAACAAUACGGUGUGGAGUUUUGCACCGGCACGCACUACUCACAUUUUCUUCAGGAAAUGUCACAUUCUAGUUAUCUUAUGCUGCUGUACAUGUGUAGAUCUGAUAGAUGUAAUAGACUCUAGGUUUCAGUAGCUGCUUUUCUUACUGUCAUUCAGUGGGUAGCAGGUUGCAUUUAUUAGACCAUGUACACUAUUCAGUGUAACACAAACACAGUAUUCAGAUUUAAUAGAUAAAGGCCUCUUAAAUUAGUAGGAAUACAUAUAUAUAGCUGUGGGUGAAAGAUCUGAGAAUGACACAAAUAUACAUUUUCUAAAUAAAGUAAAGUUAAAUGUUAUAUAUUACUAUGGUAAAAUGAAGUAUAAUUACAAGCAUUUCAUAAGUAUUAAAGGGUUUUAUUGACAAUUACAUUAAGUUUAUGCUAAGAGUCAAUAUUUGCAGUGAUGAUACUUCUUUUUUUAAGACCUCUGCAAUUCACCCUGGCAUGCUGUCAAUCAACUUCUGGGCCACAUCCUGACUGAUGGAAGAACCUUUCUUGCAUAAUCAAAGCUUGGAGUUUGUCAGAAUUUGUGGGUUUUUGUUUGUCCACCCACCUCUUGAGGAUUGACCACAAAUUCUUAUUGGGAUUAAGGUCUGGGGAGGUUUCUGGCCAUAGACACACAAUUUCCCCGUUUUGUUCCCCAAGCCACUUACAGCAGUAAUCAAUUUUGCUUAAUGGCAAGGUGCUCUAUCAAGCUAGAAAAGGCAUCACCAAACUGUUGUUGGAUGGUUGGGAGAAGUCCAAGUCUAAACUCCAAGUUGCUUUGGGAGGAUGUUCUACCAUUCUUUAUUCUUGUCAGCAACCCUACACAUUAAUGGAUGCACUUACCUUUUCUUCUCCAGACAAGCUUUUUCCCGGAUGCCCCAAACAAUCCAAAAGGGGAUUAAUUGAAAAAAAAAAGACUUUACCCCAGUCGUCAGCAGCCUAGUCACUGUACUUUUUGUCUUUAAUGUUUUUCCUAGAGAGAAGGGCUUCUUUUCUGCCCUUCUUGACACUAAGCCAUCCUCCAAAACACUUUGCCUCAGCUGCCAUUCCUGAGCAACCUCUGCAUUGGUGGUGCCCCGAUCCCGCAGCUAAACUAACUUUAGGAAACAGUCCUGGCGCUUGCUGGACUUUCUUUGGUGCCCUAAAGCCUUCUUCACAACAAUUGAACCUCUCUUCUUGAAUUUCCUGAUGAACCAAUAAAUAGUUGAUUUAUGUGCAAUCUUACUAGCAGCAAUAUCUUUGCCUAUUAAUCCCUUUUUGUGCAAAGCAAUAAUGACUGUACAAGUUUCCUUGCAGGUAGCCAUGUUUAACAAAGGAAGAACAAUGAUUUCAUGCACCACCCUCCUUUUAAAGCUUCUACUCUGUUAUUCUAAUUCAAUCAGCAUGACCGAGUGAACUCCAGCCUUGUCCUCGGCAACACUUAACAGUCACUGACACGAUGCCAGCUGGACCUUAUGUGGCAGGGCUGAAAUGCAGUGGAAAUGUUUUUCUGGGGGGGAUUAAGUUCAUUUUCAUGGCAAAGGUGAACUUUGAUCUGAUAACUCUUCAUAACAUUCUGGAGUAUAUGCAAAUUGCUAUCAUAAAAAACUGAGGCAGCAGACUUUUUAUACUGAGGCAGCAGACAGAAAAUUUUAUAUUUGUGUCUUUCUUAAAACUUUUGGCCAUGGCUGUGUAUAGUACAGACCAUCCCAUUUUAUCCCAGGUCUGAUGGAGAGUGUAGUCAGCGUUCCAAUUCAUCCCAAAGGGAUUCAGGAGGGUUAAGGGCAGAACUCUAUAGCAGGCCACUCAUGAUCUUGCAAUCCAAACCAUAUAAACCAUAUCUGGAUGUACCUGUGUCCCACUGGUUUCCGCCAGUUCUUUGCUGAUUAAACUGCAAGACAUCUUCCAAUGUCGAAGGGAAGUAAGCAUGAUGUGUCUUUCAUCCACUGCAUUGUUUCCUUGGCUGACCACUGCAUCUAAAGUAAAAGUUGCCUGUUUCUUUGUGCUUUUUCAAAAAAGCUUGAAACCCUAAUCCGAUUUUAAGGCUUUGCCUGGGAGAGACUUGCUGAUGCAGAAUAAUUUAAACAUGUCUUCACCGUAUUCACAAAGUUGGGCUAUACCUUACCCAGAUUUAAUCCUCCUAUACAGCGGUUUCUGUUUCAAUAAAG